AUGGUGGUCUUCGGGCAUCUGCUGGAGAAGGCGGUCUGCCACGUCCUAUCCCUGGGCCUCGAGGGCGCCAGCUACAUCCUGUGCAAGGCAGUGCUAGGUUGCCUCACGCUGCUGGUCGCGCCGCAGACCGUCAUCAACGAGGUGGUCUUCGAGAUUAUGCUGGAGGAGGUGUUCUACCGCAUCCUCUCCAUGGGCCUCGUGGGCGCCUCCUUAGUGCAGUGGCGUCUCAGCCUGUGCGAGGCCGUGCUGGAGAGCCUCAUUUUGAUGUUCGCAUCGCUGGACGUGCACUGCCGGCUGCAGGUCAUGCUGGAGGGAGGCUUUAAGCCUCCCUCGAGGGAUGGCCCCACCCUGGGGUGCACGCCGUGUCCUUGGCCGGGGCUGCCGCUGUGCCUGCAGUGCCACGAUGAGUCGACAUCAUUGUGGAUAUUGGCGGCGUGCUCGGACACGGCCCUCUUCAACUGCAACCAGAUCGCGGACCCAGCCUCGUCCCGCACUUUCUGGUCCGCCCUGUCCCGUCAGCGCCGCUGA
Messenger RNA from Prorocentrum cordatum, 528 nucleotides. The record is from the annotation of a GenBank genome assembly. NCBI's taxonomy places the organism in Eukaryota, Dinophyceae, Prorocentrales, Prorocentraceae.